This is a messenger RNA of Paramecium tetraurelia, 1485 nucleotides long. RefSeq lists its product as uncharacterized. NCBI's taxonomy places the organism in Eukaryota, Ciliophora, Oligohymenophorea, Peniculida, Parameciidae. The record is from RefSeq and is a predicted model, not a curated record. The transcript has 3 exons.
AUGAAAAUACCAUUAAAUCUCACGAAAUCAGAAAAAAAUAAAAAAACACUAUUAAUAUCCUAACCAAUUAUCUUUCAAUCAAAAGCUUCAAUUAAAAACGAUCUAAUGGCUGAUUACCUUCCUAAUUCAACAAAGACAAGCACUUUUAGAUCAAAUGAAACUGGCAAUUUUUAUAAUACUCAAUAUGGAUUAGGAGAUUAGACUAAACAAUUUAUGCAAAAUCAAGAGCAAAUCUAGUCACAGAGUAAUUUUAAAAGAGUGCUGAAAUAAGGGGCUGAUACGUUUGUCUUAAAGUAGUCAACACAGAAUAUUUUUGAGGAGGCAAAUAAUGAAGAGCGAAAAAAGUAUAUAGAUUAUACAGGAGGUCCUAAGUAUGAUAGUGAUAAGUAGGAUAAGGUGAUCAAAUAUUCAGUCGUUGGAUAUUAAUAGUUUCUAAAAAUUCAUUCAGAGAAGCAGAGACAAUAUCAGCGACUAAGGAAACUGUAAUAGAAUCCCUAGACAACAGAUGAUUCAAUGUUUGAUGAUUAACCUCCAACGAGAUCCAAUUAAUAGGCCUAAUCGAUAAUAAUAGAUAAACAAUAGGGUAGGAAAACACCAAAGAGGAGUAAAGCUGAAUAACGUUAUUUAAGUAAAAGAGAUUUGAAUGAGAAAGUGAGAGAAGCUGAAAAGCACAUUUAAUAGGCAUAAAUAGAAUAAGAGAAGGCUGAAGAGAAGCUUCCAUUUCAUUUAAGAAAUGCUAUUUCAAGAGAAGAAAGAGCAAUGAAAAAGUUUGAGAGCGUAAAGGCUCAUUGGGAAAAUGUUAAUAUCCAAGUGGCUUCUAAUUGUUAGAGAGAGCCAGAAUAAACAAUAAUGAGUAGAGCUGAUUAAUACAGAGAAAGAAACCAAAAGAUUUAGGCAAUCGAGCUUAGCAAGGGAGAGGAUGAAAAGAACAGUAGUAGAUAUUGGUAUCUAAAAUUAAGAUGGUAUGAUCACAAAGAUAAUAGACCCUAAUUUUCUUUACUCACUUAAUCAAUGAAUACUAAAUCUUGUCAGAAGUUUGAAAAUAGGUUAGUUAAUCGCUUUUUAUCAGAUUUUGAUGCUGAAAGACUUGCCUAGUAAUAACAGUUUGUUCUUUCUGAUAUUUAGGCUAACUUCAAUACAAAACUGAUUGAUAAUCCAUUCAAAUAGGUUGAAACUGUGAUAUCAGAUAACAAAAUUAAUGAGAUAGAUACUGCUUAGUCUCAAAAAACAAGGUUGUAUACUAACAAACUGGUUACUCUAUAUGAUCAGAAAUUGUAGGAUUAGCCAAAGAAAAAGUUUGUUGAUUGCAAGAAUUUUCUUUUCGUAGCAGGGGAAAGUUAAAAGGAGAGAGAAUAGAGAAUGUUAAUGAGGGAAACAGGAAAACAAUAUAAGAUGGCUGAAAUUCCAAAUGAAGAACCAGAAAUCAUAAUCAACACUUGGAAUAAAAAGAAUUUGGCAAAAUCUGGAGAAUUUAUGUUAUUUUGA